GUUGGGAGACACCAUUUCUCCCUCGUCUCUCUCGCUUCAUUCUCAAGCACUACCCCAUCAAAACCCACCAUUUCCAUGGCCGAAUCCAAGCUCCGAUCUUAUUCCCAAACUUCCUAAACACUCUCAUCACUUCCUUCAUUCACUACACAAACUUCUUCGAAGCUUCCAAUAUCUAGAGAGAGCGAGAGAGAGAGAGAGAGAUGGGCCAAGAGAGCUUCUCAGCUCAGAAGAGAACCGGAGGGAUUGCUCUCCCGACGACAACGACCAACGCUUCUUCAGCCCCCAACGGCAGACGAUUCGGCGCCGCCUUACCCCGCGGCCGCCAGAUCCAGAAGACCUUCAACAAUAUCAAGAUUACCAUCCUCUGCGGCUUCGUCACCAUCCUCGUCCUCCGCGGCACCAUCGGCGUCGGAAGCCUUGGCGGGGCCGACAACGACGCCGCCAACCGCGAGAUCAUCGAGGAGACCAACCGGAUCCUCGCCGAGAUCCGCUCCGACGGCGACCCCAACGAUCCCGACGACCUUGCCGAGUCCGAGAUCAACCCUAACGCGACAUACACGCUCGGGCCAAAGAUCGCGCAUUGGGAUCAGGAGAGGAGAAAUUGGCUCGAUUCGAAUCCGGAGUUUCCGAAUUUUGUUAAUGGUAAGCCUCGGAUCUUGCUCGUUACUGGUUCGCCUCCUAAGCCUUGUGAUAAUCCGAUUGGUGAUCAUUACUUGUUGAAAGCGAUUAAGAACAAGAUUGAUUAUUGUAGACUCCAUGGGAUUGAGAUUGUGUAUAACAUAGCUCAUUUGGAUAAGGAACUUGCUGGUUAUUGGGCGAAAUUGCCAUUGAUUAGGAGGUUAAUGUUGUCGCAUCCGGAGGUUGAGUGGAUUUGGUGGAUGGAUAGUGAUGCUUUGUUUACUGAUAUGGUGUUUGAGAUUCCGCUUAAGAAGUAUGAUAGUUAUAACUUGGUGGUUCAUGGGUACCCCGAUUUGAUGUUCGAGCAGAAAUCAUGGAUUGCGUUGAACACGGGUAGUUUCUUGUUUAGGAAUUGUCAGUGGUCUUUGGAUUUGCUUGAUGCUUGGGCUCCAAUGGGUCCCAAGGGUCCAAUUCGGGAGGAAGCGGGAAGGAUUUUAACUGCGAAUCUAAAGGGAAGGCCGGCGUUCGAGGCCGAUGAUCAGUCGGCUUUGAUAUACUUGUUGCUUUCGCAGAAGGACCAGUGGAUGGGUAAGGGCUUUUUGGAGAAUUCGUAUUAUUUGCACGGAUAUUGGGCUGGUUUGGUGGAUCGGUAUGAGGAGAUGAUAGAGAAGUAUCAUCCUGGACUGGGCGAUGAGAGGUGGCCAUUUGUGACUCAUUUUGUGGGCUGCAAGCCUUGUGGGAGCUAUGGAGAUUACCCGGUUGAGAGGUGUUUGAGCAGCAUGGAGAGGGCUUUUAAUUUCGCCGAUAACCAGGUGCUUCAGCUGUAUGGGUUUAGGCAUAGGGGCUUGUUGAGCCCCAAGAUCAAGAGGAUUAGGAAUGAGACUGUCAAUCCUCUGGAGUUUGUCGACAAGUUUGAUAUUCGACGGCAUCCAGUGCACGAGAGCAGGGAAUCACAGAGCUAGCGAGUAAUUUAUACGCCUUCAUUAUGUGAGAUAAUCUGUAGGUAAUGUUGUAAUUCAUCAGCUGAAGAGGAGAUUUAAGAUUUGAUAACAGUUCACUUCUUACGUCAGUUUUUAUUUGUCCUGUUGUCUUUUUUGCUACUGCUUCUGAGAACAAUAGGGUAGAAUUCUUUCAUAAAUUUAAUAUCAUCUUUGUAUUGUGAUCUGAAGUUAUCCAUAAAGGAUUGGAAAUUGUCAAAACGCAUUAUACUGUCCCAUUGAGUUCAUAUUUGUAUCAUGUUUUAAUGUGCUUAUGGAUCUAGUUUAACUUUUCAUCGCUUUUGGAAUCAUCUUUGAGUUCAAGCUGGUGUACAUUCUGUAUAAUUACGGAACUAUGUGCCCCUUCGUGCGUUAAUUUGAUGCUGUUUUCUGUCCCUAACCCCCCUCCCAACUUCUCUC
Morus notabilis is the source of this 2015-nucleotide messenger RNA. Its product is annotated as probable xyloglucan 6-xylosyltransferase 5. The coding region runs from base 201 to 1580 and encodes 459 amino acids. The transcript has a single exon. Gene Ontology annotation, cellular component: trans-Golgi network; membrane; endosome. NCBI's taxonomy places the organism in Eukaryota, Viridiplantae, Streptophyta, Magnoliopsida, Rosales, Moraceae. Gene Ontology annotation, molecular function: hexosyltransferase activity. Gene Ontology annotation, biological process: xyloglucan biosynthetic process. The record is from RefSeq and is a predicted model, not a curated record.